UUCCUUUUUUACGAUGAAUGCAUUUCCCGGGUUCUAGAUUCAUCAUUCAUGAAUUUGCUGGAAAGCUCUUGCUCAUUUUGCUCUUUCCUACAGAGCAAUAUGUUUGAACCGCAAUAAAGGUAUAAUCAAAUCUGCUCAGUUCUGCGUUUCUAGUCAUCUUCGUACUGCUUCCAUCAUGUCCAUACAGCCAUUACCUCCGGAUGUAAUAGCACAAAUCAAAUCUUCUUCCACAAUUACCAGCCUCAAUGGUGUUAUCUUUGAGCUCGUUAAGAAUUGUUUGGAUGCUAGUUGCUCCAAGAUUGAUAUUGUGGUGAACUUCAGUCGUGGAGAUUGUACAGUAGAGGACAAUGGACUUGGGAUCUUGCCAUCAGAAUUUGGUGAAAAUGGAGGUUUAGGAAAGCUCUAUUGUAUGUUGCCACACGCUUUCUGAUGGGGUUAGAAGUGUAACUCAUAGAACCUAGAUUCCUCAAAGUUAAAUACUUCGAAUCCAACUCAUGGAGCACAUGGAAUCUUCAUUGCCUCAUUAUCUGCUUUAUCUUUACUCUCAAUUACUUCGCAUCAUCACUCGCAUCGCUCGCACAAUUCAAUAAGUAUGCACAGAUCCGAGGUUGUGUCACGUCAAACUCCGGCUCCUGUCCAACAUCACCUUACUUCUUUCGAAUAUGGUACACGUGUGACUGUCCGAAAUUUAUUCGGUAGUAUGCCAGUGCGUGUCAAGCAGCGAGCAAUAGUAUCCGAGCGACGUCAGGCUAAUGCUAAACUUUGGGAUGGUUUACGCAAAGAUAUCGUCUCAUUGUUACUCGCAUGGCCCAAAGAUGUCUCGGUAUCUAUAAAAGAAGAUGGUACAAACCAGCAAAUAUCAAUUCGAAGGUCUCAUAAAACACCCAGAUGGCGUCGAAUUGGUUGUGUUGAUUUGUUCAACACUUGCAGUAUACUUUUCAAGGCUUCAUAUAUCGCAAGUGAUGAAAAGUCGUCUUGGAUCCCUGUCAAUGGCUCAACUUCAAGCUUAGCUGUCAAUGGAGCGAUUUCUCUGAUCCCAAAUGCAACUAAAAACAUCCAAUUUCUAGCAUUUGGCAUAGAACCCCUGAUUUCUCAAGACAAUUGCAAUGUUCUGUACGAAGAUAUCAAUCGUUGGUUCCUUAAUUCGUCGUUUGGCAAUCAGGAGGAGACAAAUGAACUUAAUGAAGCUGAACUGGAAAAAAGAUCUAAAGACCGAAGGUAUAAAAGUAAUGGGUAUACCAACAAAGAGCUCAAAGGAGGGAGGAAGAGUGUUGAUCGAUGGCCAAUGUUCUACAUCAAUAUCCACCAAAUUGAUCAAACGAAGCAUUCGAGGUUGCAGGUUGAUGAUGUGUUAGACGAGAAGAGGAAUACUCUUGAUAAAAUCCUGGAACUUUUGCGGGCUAUUGUUAUAGAGUUCUUGACCAGGAAUAAUUUCCGACCUAAAUUGGCACGCGGAGAUCGUACCAAACAAAACGCGGCCACUGCUUCAUUGAGUAAUCUAGAAAAUGAAGCGCAAAAUGGUUCUUGCAAUACCCACCAAUCCUACGGAGCUACUAGACCAUGCUCCACCACGUUAGAGCCUUUGAGUCAUGAUCACCGGAAACACAGUCAAAAAAGAGCUAAAGUUGACAUGCUGGGGACGAAUGUAAAACUUCCUUCUUUUCAUCAGUCGCGUCCGGGAUUUGACUCUCCAUUUGAUUCCUGGUCAAAAGUCAAAGCCGGUACUAAACAUGCACAUGAAACGUUUACAGACACCACAAAAAAUUCAAAUAAUACUUUGCUCGCGCAAACUAGCUCAACCGCAGAGUCUCAAUCCAUGACACCUCUGAUUUCAAAGGCGGGAAAACUGAUUCGAUGUCCUUUUGAAGAUAUUCAGGCAGCAAUUUCCAGAUCCCAAACAUCUAUGGAGAAGGAAAAAGAACCAGACAUGAAUGCAGAUGAACUGGUGAUAUGGAUCAAUCCUAUCAACAAAGUCAAAUCUCUAGUAAACAGGAGAACUGGCCUUGUCGUAUCUGAAAAGAAAGGCCACAGAAACGAUGGAAAACAGCUCAUCACGAAUCCACCUCGUCGUUUAACCACCCCCGGAAAUCUCCAUACAGGGGAAAAGAAACCAAACGAAUGGAUCGAUGACAUCUUGAAUAUAUGGAAAAACCCCGUUUUCGCUCCUGCUGAGCCUUCAAUACCUCAAGUAUCGAUCGAUGGUUUGGACCUGGAAACACAAGAAAUCAUACAUGGCCGUCAUCAUCACUGUUCACAGACUGAAAUCGAAAAGGCAUUCAAGGAAACUUCAUCAGGGCUUCAUGGACGCAUUUCAAAAGAUGUUCUGCGGAAUGCCGAAAUUGUAUCACAAGUUGACAAAAAGUUCAUUCUAGCUAAUCUUCCAACGAUACCUGUGGUUGGUACUCUCCUUGUAAUCAUAGAUCAGCACGCAGCAGACGAACGAAUUCGAAUAGAAGCUCUUUUGUCAGAAUUUCUUACACCAGCCACAGCCUCAACUAUUCCAGCCUCAACAUCUGUAUCAACUUCCCCCCUCGCCAAACCUGUUGAUUUUGAUAUUUCAACAAAAGAUUCUCAACUCUUCCGUACUUACAUAAGCCACUUUUCUUACUGGGGUAUCAUUUAUUCCCUUUCUCCAACGGCUACCACCAUCACUAUUCGAUACCUUCCACCUCUCAUAACCGCCAGGCUUGUCGCAAACCCAAACUUACUCAUCCAUGUUCUUCGUACAGAGCUUUACUCAUAUCAUGAGCAUCCAACAUCGCAUCCUACGGUGAGCCUUGCAUCUACUUGGAUCGAGAGGAUUUCUCACAUCCCUAAGGGUAUAUUGGAGUUAUUGAAUAGUAGAGCUUGUAGAAGUGCGAUCAUGUUCAAUGAUGAGCUUGGUGUCGAUGAGUGUAAGGAAUUAGUCAAGAGGUUGGCGAAUUGCAAAUUUCCUUUCAUGUGUGCACAUGGGCGAGUGAGUAUGGUACCAUUGGGUGAAGUCGGAAUGAUGUCGAGGGCCGGAGCAAACGGGAUAAAUUCUUUACGAACAGCCAUGUUGAAUACAGAUCAAAAUGAAGAGAAGAGAGACGGGCCAUUUGGUGCUGAAUUGAGAAAGUGGAUGAAAAGACGUACCAACAAGAGAUGAAAGAUAUAUCCCAAUGAUCAUGAGCAUACAAACAAAGUGGAGGUGUCUUCAGAUUGAAUUCUGGUCAUCUAUUUACACUU
Messenger RNA from Sclerotinia trifoliorum, 3207 nucleotides. Lineage: Eukaryota; Fungi; Ascomycota; Leotiomycetes; Helotiales; Sclerotiniaceae. The record is from the annotation of a GenBank genome assembly.